GUCGCCGAUUGGUCGGCUGGAUCCUUCGUCCUCAUUGGCUGGUGGAGUGUCUCGAAAUUCAAGCUGCUUUGUGUACCUUGUGCUUCUCCGCGGAUAAUUAUUCCCAUUAAUAAAAGUUUGUUGGCGACGGAAGAAUUAUGGAUGAUUACACGCGUAUAGAGAAGCUUGGCGAGGGCACCUAUGGUGUGGUCUACAAAGCCAAGAGCCGCAAAACUGGAAAGUUCGUGGCCAUGAAGAAAAUCAGAUUAGAAAAUGAGGAAGAAGGUGUCCCAUCAACAGCUAUUCGGGAGAUAUCACUUCUGAAGGAACUGCAACAUCCUAACAUAGUUUCGUUAGAAGAUGUUUUGAUGCAGGAAAAUAAGCUUUUCCUUGUAUUUGAAUUUCUUAGCAUGGACCUUAAGAAGUAUUUAGAUACCUUUGAGUCAGGAAAAUAUAUUGAUAAGAAGCUAGUAAAAUCCUAUUGUUACCAGCUAUUUCAAGGAAUCUUAUACUGCCAUCAGCGCAGAGUUCUUCACAGGGAUUUGAAGCCUCAGAAUCUCCUGAUUAAUGAAUCAGGAGUAAUCAAGUUGGCAGAUUUUGGGCUUGCAAGAGCUUUUGGAAUACCAGUGAGAGUGUACACUCAUGAGGUAGUGACUUUAUGGUACCGUGCACCUGAAGUUCUUCUUGGAUCCUCCCGAUAUUCUUGCCCUGUUGACAUUUGGUCAUUAGGAUGCAUCUUUGCAGAGAUGGUCACAAAGCGCCCUCUCUUCCAUGGAGAUUCAGAAAUUGACCAACUUUUUAGGAUUUUCAGGACUCUGACCACACCUACUGAAGACAAUUGGCCAGGGGUUACACAACUACAGGAUUACAAGGCAAACUUCCCAAAUUGGACAGACUAUAAUUUGGCAAAUUCAGUGAAGCAGAUGGAUCCAGAUGGGCUUGACCUCUUAUCGAAAACGCUGAUCUAUGACCCAACACAAAGAAUAACGGCCAAGGAGGCGCUUAACCAUCCAUACUUUGAUGACCUGGACAAGUCUACUCUUCCAGCUCCCAACUAAGUGCAGAGCUGCUCUUUAACUGUGAUUCAAUUUAAUAUAGCCUCUUACAUAGCUUUCCUUCUGUUGCUUUACAUUUGAAAGACAAUUACUUAAAAGGUAAUGAUCUUUUAUGUGUUCCAUCUCUGAAAUGAAGGUAACAGCCAUGAAUUUCUUUGAUUUACACUGGAAUUUAUCAUUAUUUUCUGUAUCACUGGAGAAUUGAUUGUGGAAACUACAUUCCCAUGCUAUUUGGUUAUUCAUUAUUUAUGCACUAAGAGGAUUUUUCAUGGUUGUCAUUUUGGCUCGUUAUUGGUGAAAAUGUUUUCUGAUACUUAGUCACAAAUUACCUUCAGUUUGACAACUUUUCCUUACAAACAAUUAGUCACAAUGCAUUGUUUUAAAGUUUUGCCAUGUAAGGUAAAUCUAGUUCUUAUUACUGUACUGAAAGCCAGAUUUCUUGAAGAUUAAGGCAAAUAAGGCCAGCAUGCUUAUAUUUAUAGAAGGUUAUUUUUUUGUUAAAAAUAGCUUGUUGUUCAAUGUUGAAACAAGAAAAAAAUAUGGUGACAUGAAAUGGUGUUAGGUGACUAAUAGUUUGAGAAUUUCUAAUAAAUAUAUAUAAAAAAU
Messenger RNA from Macrobrachium nipponense, 1640 nucleotides. RefSeq names its product cyclin-dependent kinase 1-like (gene Cdk1). Gene Ontology annotation, biological process: G2/M transition of mitotic cell cycle; protein phosphorylation; mitotic G2 DNA damage checkpoint signaling. Gene Ontology annotation, cellular component: nucleus. NCBI's taxonomy places the organism in Eukaryota, Metazoa, Arthropoda, Malacostraca, Decapoda, Palaemonidae. Gene Ontology annotation, molecular function: cyclin-dependent protein serine/threonine kinase activity; ATP binding. The record is from RefSeq and is a predicted model, not a curated record. The transcript is spliced from 7 exons. Bases 138 to 1037 code for a protein of 299 amino acids.